CUGGUCUUCUCUGCUCACUGGAAGCAGACUGGUCUUCUCUGCUCACUGGAAGCAGAGUUCCAACAUGGACACGAGCGACGCCCGCCCCGUCGCAGGCGCGAGAUAUCCGACUUUGGACGCCAACCCCUGCAGCGUCUGCCGCGGAAUAACCAUCGAGAAACUAUCGUCCGAGCUCGGGUAUGCGCACCACGCGAGUCUCACAAAGGUCCAGGAGGCCAUGGACGGCGGCUGUAGGCUAUGCGCUCUUAUAUUCGACGCCGUCGUCCGGGCUCGGUCAAAGACAGUUAUCCGCCAAUCACUGGACCCUCUGGUAGCCAGGGUUCUGGUCAUGACCACCAAUGAUGUGCCCACCGAUUGGACUGACAACACGAUCAGGCUGUUCUGGCGUCGGGACGUCGGCUUCAAGCAGAAUGCAAACCUUGCCGAGCCCUGCGUGGACAGCAUCGCCGUGUCGGAACAAAUCUGCAUCACCUACGGUAUGGCAGCUAUCAGCCGAGCCCCUGGCGCGCCACCCGUCGUUGAGCAGCUCAAGAGCAUCAAGCAACUGGGGAAGCUGGCACUAUGCAUUGACAAUGAUUCACCUGUCGCCGACAGAUAUCCCGGUCGCAGGUUACCGAUAGAUCUCCACGCUCCAUGUGACCAGGACGCGCUCGUUCGAUGGGUGAAGCGGUGUGCAGCCGAAUCGGAAGACGCAUACAUCGGACAAGGCGCCACCAUCCCUACCCGCAUCCUCGAUGUCGGGGAUUCUCUUGAGAGCAAUACUGUCCACCUACGACCAGCUAUCCAUCUCCCCAAGGAUGCGCAGACUGCUCGCUACAUCAUACUCAGUCAUUGCUGGGGAGGCAAGGUCCCUGCAGCCUCCACGACCACGUCGGAAGCGCUCCAGGAACGCGAGUCCGGGAUCGAACUGGGACAACUCACUCAGAACUUCAGAGAUGCCAUUCGUCUUACCAGGCUUCUUGGCGUCAGAUACCUUUGGAUAGACGCCUUAUGUAUAAUUCAGGACUCACGCGAGGACUGGCAGCUGGAAUCUGGCCGAAUGGGAGCCUAUUACAAGAAUUCGUGGCUCACACUGGCCGCUGCGAUGACCGGUGGCAGCAACGGCGGGCUCCUGGGGAAACGGACACCACCUAUGGAUCCCUUCAUCCAGCUGAACCCACAGCCCACGCCAGCGGAUGGGGGAAGUGGAGAUGCUAGCGACGACAAGGGCCCUCUCUAUUUCGCCUUCGACGCCAUCGAGCCCCCGGAUGCCCAUUUAAUCUUCGGCCUCCGGGGAAAUAACAACCCCUACAUGUUUUCCGACACUUCCAUCAAGUACGAGGAUGCGUUCCAGGGCGACCCUAGCCUUGAUGCCAAGCGGAAGCAUCUAGCCUCCUGGCAAGCAAUCCUGCAGACCAGGGGCUGGGCCCUUCAAGAGGAGCUUCUUAGCCCCCGCUGGGUCGCGUUCGAGCCGUCGCAAGUAUAUUUCCGUUGCGACAAGUUUGUUGAAUAUGAAAGCGGCCGCAGGGUCCAGCCGCCAAACGGCGAGUCUUGCUUUCUCAGCAAAGGCAGGGUCACCUUUUUAGAGGGAGAUUGGCUCAAGGUCGUCGAGGGAUAUACAGAAAGGCAGCUUACGGUCGAAACGGACAAGCUUGCUGCUAUUGCCGGCCUGGCUCGCGAGUUUGCGAUUCUCAGGAGCGCCAAGGCCGGUGUAAGCAUGGAGGCUGCCCAAGACGAUUACUGCGCUGGUUUGUGGAGGAGCCAGCUACUGGAGGGUCUCCUCUGGGGUAGACCCGGGUUCCCGAAAGCCGGAGAGGUAGCCAGCUUCACGAGGACCGAAGCAUUCGUGGCCCCAUCCUGGUCGUGGGCUUCGGUCAAUGGGCCGGUCAAGUUUGCAGACCGGCUGCUUGGAUCAGAGGAGCCCAAGGCCGAACUUGUCCAAGUUAUCGCCGAACCCGCAGGAAGCGACCCACUAGGCCAAAUCUCGAGCGGUCUCCUAGUACUCCGCGGGCUGUGCUUCUGGGCCACAGUUCCGGCGGAAGGUCUCGGGACCGUGAGACAUGGCCUAGUCUUCAAUCUCGACGUCAAGGAGUAUAAGCCAGAGUGGGAGCAUACGCCGGCUCUGAUUAUGAUGAUCAGCGACACCCGAGGGCUGCUUCUGGAGCUAGUGGGUGCAUUAGAGCUCCCGGCAGGCUCGGGCUUGAUGCACAGAGUGUGUGAGAGAAUAGGCACCUUCUGGGGCGCUCCGGAGUCUGUUUUUGACGGUCUUGAAUGGCUGGAGAACCAGACUGUGGUGAAUCAUUUAAGGAAGUAAGCGGUGCAGCUUUAGGCAGCGCCAACACGCUACGCUCACUAGUCACGUUAUGUGGAUUUCUGUGCCGGAACUUUGAUGCACUUUAGUGCGAAUUAGUAUCUUGUAGCGCUAAAGGCUAUAUAUAUAUCUAUACUAAACGGAAACCUUGGGGUGUGCUUUGGGAGUGGCUUUGACUAACAGAAUUAGGUAAAAGUGGU
Gaeumannomyces tritici R3-111a-1 is the source of this 2490-nucleotide messenger RNA. RefSeq lists its product as hypothetical. The transcript has 2 exons. NCBI's taxonomy places the organism in Eukaryota, Fungi, Ascomycota, Sordariomycetes, Magnaporthales, Magnaporthaceae. The coding region runs from base 65 to 2293 and encodes 742 amino acids. The record is from RefSeq and is a predicted model, not a curated record.